Molecule: messenger RNA, 1741 nt
Organism: Hypoxylon fragiforme
Lineage: Eukaryota; Fungi; Ascomycota; Sordariomycetes; Xylariales; Hypoxylaceae
Product: DUF1769-domain-containing protein
Exons: 2
Coding region: 454-1614 (386 amino acids)
Source: RefSeq, a predicted model, not a curated record
UGUGUAAGGUAUGUAAGUACCUUAACCUAAUGUACAUGUACAUGUAGGUGGUAAUUUGUCUCCGCCAAAUAAGCUAUGGUCUGUGCAUAGGUACUUAAGAACUUGUCACCUGGCCAUAGCGACUGCCGACGUCAUUCAUCAUCGUUCACUUUCGAGACAAAGAAUUCCGAGGUCACAAUGAACUUUAUAAUUGUUCCAAUUACCAUCAAUUGUCAACUGAUCCAUAAUACAUCUCACAGUAUUUACCUUCCAUGUUUAAAAACUCCAACGAAGUAUUUCAUAUCAUAAACAUAAAACUCUGGAGCUAAAACGGGAAAAACAGGAACUGGUCAUUAUUGGAUUCUCAUCACGCAUAAUCUCUCGAAGCAUUAAUUUUAUCUGAAUGCAGAUCCCCCCCUAACGAGUCCAGUGACGACUAGCAGUCCCUCAAGGUCCCUCAAGUCAGGCCGUAUCAUGGCAGAGAAAUAUAUCGUCCGAGUAACCGCUGGGCCGGAUUACGAUAUAGACCAGCAUAUCGUGGUCCCAGUCAAUUCACAUGAGCCAGUAAAGAUCAGCAACGAAUUGGUUGACGCUGAAAUAAAUGUCCGCGUGCAGAACUAUCACGGCUUACCGAGAAAUUCGCCAAGCACAUCACCAUAUUUCUCUUUAGAGCCGCACUCUACCAACAAGGAUCAAUACAGCAUAGCAGUUCGGUUCACGCCUAAGAGGCCAGCCAAAACCUCGAGAUCAAAACCUACUUCCAAGGACCCAUCAAGAUCGUCAUCUACAUCCAGAGUGCCACAGGAUGACAUACCUCCUGAAUCAUCAUCUCCUGCAACUGCCGUUGAAGACGAUGAUGAAUCUAUAGACGGAAUAUCCGGUGAGGACCUCCAUUUCGGCAAUGAUUUUGAUCAUCCUAUCCGCGAUCGCCUCCCACCUGGCUUCAAUUAUGCUAUGAACAUUGUAAAGUGGUGGAUCGAUCCCGGCCUCGAAGGCGACGCAUACGCCGAUAAACCAUAUCUUUAUGGCCCAGCCCUAUCCUCAUUCAACACCAUCCACAUAGGGUCAGGAGAGGUCAGUCCUGAAAAGGGUGGGCUAUCGUUUGAAGAGGGUGGUGACCAGGACGGCCUGAAAGAACGAAAAGAAGUGGGUAUGCCGGGAGGAGCGAAAGAGCGUAUGCAAUGGGCCUUGAAGGCUGCCAACAAGAGCAGAUGGGCCUUCCAGUACGACAAGACCUACUGCCUCGAUUUCUUCAAUCCGUAUCUUGACUUCAACGAAUUCAGCCUGCGCUUACCAGGCUUUACUCUGCCUAUCAUGAAAUAUUGGGAUGGUCAAGGCCUGAGGUACAGACCGAAACGCUCACACAUCCUUAGAUACGUGCUGCGGAAUCGCUCAACUAACGAUACGUACUUCGUUGUUGUGUUUACGCUGCACCUCAAAGAGGAUGUCAACGAGGAUGGGUCGCUAAAGCCAGCUGCAAUUGAGGCUCUCAAGGAACGUAAGAUGACCACAGGCUCGGAAAAAGAGGCAGACGUGACCAAGGAUGGUGAUUACCAGGAGGCCCGGAAGCAGUUCGAGAAGCUCGACGUUGGUGAAAAGGGUAAUAAGGAAGGAGAAGACGGCGGUGUAGACUAGAAUUGCGGUUACAUACACUCAGGCGCCUGUUUGAAAAUAUAGAAUAGGUUGGGUACCUAGAUAUUAUACUAUAGAGAUACUAGUAGGGAGAUAAAUGGAUAUACCAUUGGAUCUAUGCGUCAGUGAU